Cercocebus atys (sooty mangabey) is the source of this 2358-nucleotide messenger RNA. RefSeq names its product nuclear RNA export factor 3 (gene NXF3). Bases 295 to 1881 code for a protein of 528 amino acids. Gene Ontology annotation, molecular function: RNA binding. The record is from RefSeq and is a predicted model, not a curated record. The transcript has 20 exons. Gene Ontology annotation, cellular component: nucleus; cytoplasm. Gene Ontology annotation, biological process: poly(A)+ mRNA export from nucleus. Lineage: Eukaryota; Metazoa; Chordata; Mammalia; Primates; Cercopithecidae.
UCCUGUAAGCAAGGCUUGGGACUUGCUCUCGCCUUCCUCAGCAGCCCUCCUCAAUCUUCUCCAAACUCCCGUCCCCAGGCCACACGGAUUCUCCUCAAGAGAGCCCUGUAAGGACAUUGGUAAAAUGUCACUGCCUUCAGGACACACCAUGGUUUAGAUGGAGAUCGGAAACUCUUAGCACAAAUACUGCAUCGGUACAGGAAGACAUCAUUUUUCUCCUGACGCUCUGAAUAACUGCAAAAAGGAUGGCUUUGCUCUGAUUCCAGAAGUACAUUAGGAAGACAGGGCUGCCUGAUGCUACCAGGAAUAAAAUCCUGUCACACUGAUCAAGUUGCUCAAAGAAGAGCAAGAUGUUCGGAUAUUUACCAAAGGAGAUUGAGCAGUAGGUCUGAAAAAGUCAAUCCUGGCAUACAUUCUUCAUCCCAGCAGCAGCAAGAUGGAGAAGCAGCAAUGCAUGGUGCCCACAUGGACUCUUCAGUAAGAUACACUCCCUAUGCUAUUUCACCCUAUAAUCGGAAAGGCAGUUUUCGUAAACAAGACCAAACCCAUGUUAACAUGGAGAGAGAGCAAAAACCUCCAGAGAAAAGAAUGGAGGGGAACAUGCCGGAUGGGACCUUAGGGAGCUGGUUCAAGAUCACAGUUCCCUUCGGCAUAAAAUACAAUGAGAAGUGGCUGCUGAAUUUGAUUCGGAAUGAAUGCAGUGUACCCUUCAUCCCAGUUGAAUUUCACUAUGAAAACAUGCAUGCCAGCUUCUUUGUGGAGAAUGCCAGCAUCGCCUAUGCACUGAAGAAUGUCAGUGGCAAGAUUUGGGAUGAGGAUAAUGAAAAGAUAUCAAUCUUUGUCAACCCUGCUGGUAUACCCCACUUUGCGCAGAAGGAGCUGAAGUCAGAAAAGGUGGAGAAGAUAAAGCUGGCCAUGAACCAACAGUGUGAUGUCUCCCAGGAAGCUCUUGAUAUCCAGAGACUCCCCUUUUACCCAGACAUGAUGACCCGUGAUACUAAAAUGGCGUCGAAUCCUGGAAAGUGCAUGGCUGCCUCCCUGCAUGUCCAUGAAGAGAACAUACCUAUGGUGAUGUCUGCAGUGGGGAUGGACAAAUGGAAAGGGACAGAGCCAGGAGAGAAGUGUGCGGACAGAAGCCCAGUGUGCACCACCUUCUCGGAUAACUCCAGCAACAUAAACUCCAUCCUGGAAUUGUUCCCCAAAUUAUUAUGCCUGGAUGGCCAGCAGUCACCCAGACCAACUCUGUGUGGUACUGAAGCCCACAAGACGUUACCAACCUGUAAGGGAAGCUUCUUUGGAUCUGAGAUGUUGAAGAAUCUGGUCCUGCAAUUCCUGCAGCAGUAUUACUUGAUCUAUGACUCUGGAGAUCGACAGGGUCUCCUCGGUGCUUACCACGAUGAGGCCUGCUUCUCCUUGGCUAUUCCCUUCGACGCCGAGGACUCAGCCCCGAGCAGCUUGUGCAAGUACUUCAAGGAUAGCAGGAAUAUAAAAAUUCUCAAGGACCCCUACCUGAAGGGGGAACUGCUGAGGCACACAAAACGUGACAUUGUGGACUCCCUCAGUGCGUUGCCCAAAACUCAGCAUGACCUCAGCUCCUUCCUGGUGGACAUGUGGUGCCAGACGGAAUGGAUGCUCUGCUUUUCUGUCAAUGGGGUUUUCAAGGAAGUGGAAGGACAGUCUCAGGGUUCUGUUCUUGCCUUCACUCGGACCUUCAUCGCUACCCCUGGCAGCAGUUCCAGUCUGUGCAUCGUGAAUGACAAGCUCUUUGUGUGGGAUACCAGCCACCAAGGGACCCAGAGUGCCUUAUUCACCCUAGUGCCCACAGCCUUCUCCAGCGUGCCUGCCUUCUCCCAGGAGCAGCAGAAAAUGCUGCCUUCAUAACAACCAGUGUGACUACGUCCAAGCUCCUCAUGUUCUUGCACGGCCCAAGGUGAGGUCUAGGAAUUCAGGCCAAGUGAGCAGAGGUUGGGUGACCUGGGGAUGGAACUUUGGACUUCCGGCUCUGCUGAUCUCCCAGCUCCCUCCUGCACUUCCUCUCGGCCAAGGGCAAGAUCCCAGAGAAGGCCCUCACAUAGACUGACCUAGGAUUCUGAAAACAAAGCCCUAAGAGGAAAUCCUUAAGUGUCAUAAUCUUCAGCCUCAUCAUCUUCCCUGUAUUUUUAUUCCAAUAGAUGUAUUUCCCUGUGACUGAACCAGGAGAUCUGGCUCGGGCUAAGAAACCAAAGCCCAACUCACAGGGUUGACUCUCAUCCUUCCAAAGGGGCCAGUUCUGUGCACUUGUCCACCCCUGUCACCCCCAGGAUCUCUGUUUCUUUUCACAAUAAAGAAUGAUGUUGCUUGUUAUGUCAAAUCCCUGCA